CUGCAAGGACGAUAGCUAAUCUCCGAGGUUUGGAAGUUGACAGUGAAAUUGUACAAAAAGAAAUCGACACAAUGAAGAAACAAGAGUUAUACUAUGAAUCAGUGCCGAAGAUUUCUUUAUUAUCAAUACUACGGAAUAGCAACUGGCGUCGGAUAGUUAUUCUCAUCCUGUUAAUAAUAACCGUGCACGCGACAAAUGGCGCGGUGUCCGUCAUCACGUAUGGCGCUAGUACCCUCGCCGCCAGCGGGAUCCCAUACAGCAUCAGCCCCGAACUGCAGUCGCUGAGCUUUCCUGUCAUGAUGAUUAUUGGGUCAUUGGUAUUAAUGGCCACAGUUGAGAGGUUUGGACGAAAGCCGCUGAUGGGGUUCUGUUUAAUGCUAUCCGUGUGCUCUAUGGGUGCUCUUGGAGUGGCGCUGCUCCUACAAUCCAGCGGUUUCAGUCCGCCCAGCUGGCUGCCAGUCCUAGCCAUGGUUGGCAUCGUCUUCGGAUACGCGACGGGUGUCUCACCUUUGCCUUUUAUAAUAAUGUCUGAGAUAUUGAACUUUCAGAUUCGUGCGAAGGUGAUGGGUCUGGUGGUUACAUACUCUUGGUUUAUGAAUUUCAUGCAACUUAUCCUCUACAGUCAGAUAUCUAUGUAUUUAGGAUAUCACUCCACUUUCUUCUUCUUCGCCGGACUCAAUCUCUUUGGUUUCUUCGUGUCUCUCUUCUUACUACCAGAGACAAAAGGAAAGAACGACGAAGAGAUAGAAGUUGAAAUCAAAAAGAAAUUCGCUAGGAAAUGUUUUUAAAUACAAUUUUUAUUGAAAAAUAA
This is a messenger RNA of Papilio polytes (common Mormon), 811 nucleotides long. RefSeq names its product facilitated trehalose transporter Tret1-like. The coding region runs from base 72 to 788 and encodes 238 amino acids. Gene Ontology annotation, cellular component: membrane. Gene Ontology annotation, molecular function: myo-inositol:proton symporter activity. The record is from RefSeq and is a predicted model, not a curated record. NCBI's taxonomy places the organism in Eukaryota, Metazoa, Arthropoda, Insecta, Lepidoptera, Papilionidae. Gene Ontology annotation, biological process: transmembrane transport. The transcript has 4 exons.